AUGCUCAGAUAUAAUGAUGCUCGUUUGUACAGACGAAAAGAUAUACUGACACGAUAUACUGAUUCUGUCUUCUGUCACUCUCUGCCAUUCAGUUUGAGUGUGUCACAACGACACACUCAAGUUGACAGUAUGUCACAACGACACACUCAAGCUGACAGUAUGUCACAACGACACACUCAAGCUGACAGUAUAUCACAACGACACACUCAAGCUGACAGUAUGCCACAACGACGCACUCAAACUGACAGUAUGCCACGACACACUCAAACUGACAGUAUGCCACGACGACACACUCAAACUGACAGUAUGCCACGACACACUCAAACUGACAGUAUGCCACGACACACUCAAACUGACAGUAUGCCACGACGCACUCAAACUGACAGUAUGCCACGACACACUCAAACUGACAGUAUGCCACGACACACUCAAACUGACAGUAUGCCACGACACACUCAAACUGACAGUAUGCCACGACACACUCAAACUGACAGUAUGCCACGACGACACACUCAAACUGACAGUAUGCCACGACACACUCAAACUGACAGUAUGCCACGACACACUCAAACUGACAGUAUGCCACGACGCACUCAAACUGACAGUAUGCCACGACACACUCAAACUGACAGUAUGCCACGACACACUCAAACUGACAGUAUGCCACGACACACUCAAACUGACAGUAUGCCACGACACACUCAAACUGACAGUAUGCCACGACACACUCAAACUGACAGUAUGCCACGACACACUCAAACUGACAGUAUGCCACGACACACUCAAACUGACAGUAUGCCACGACACACUCAAACUGACAGUAUGUCACAACGACACACUCAAGUUGACAGUAUGUCACAACGACACACUCAAACUGACAGUAUGCCACGACACACUCAAACUGACAGUAUGCCACGACACACUCAAACUGACAGUAUGCCACGACACACUCAAACUGACAGUAUGCCACGACACACUCAAACUGACAGUAUGCCACGACACACUCAAACUGACAGUAUAUCACAACGACGCACUCAAACUGACAGUAUGCCACGACACACUCAAACUGACAGUAUGCCACGACACACUCAAACUGACAGUAUGCCACGACACGCUCAAACUGACAGUAUAUCACAACGACGCACUCAAACUGACAGUAUGCCACGACACACUCAAACUGACAGUAUGCCACGACACACUCAAACUGACAGUAUGCCACGACACACUCAAACUGACAGUAUGCCACGACACACUCAAACUGACAGUAUGCCACGACACACUUAA
Molecule: messenger RNA, 1284 nt
Organism: Procambarus clarkii (red swamp crayfish)
Lineage: Eukaryota; Metazoa; Arthropoda; Malacostraca; Decapoda; Cambaridae
Source: RefSeq, a predicted model, not a curated record